This is a messenger RNA of Verruconis gallopava, 4108 nucleotides long. RefSeq lists its product as uncharacterized. The transcript has 2 exons. The record is from RefSeq and is a predicted model, not a curated record. Gene Ontology annotation, cellular component: endoplasmic reticulum-plasma membrane contact site; plasma membrane; mitochondrion. Lineage: Eukaryota; Fungi; Ascomycota; Dothideomycetes; Venturiales; Sympoventuriaceae. Gene Ontology annotation, molecular function: sterol binding; sterol transfer activity. Gene Ontology annotation, biological process: intracellular sterol transport. Bases 231 to 3827 code for a protein of 1198 amino acids.
CUCGACGAAACAUGGAGCAAGAAGGCCCUGUGUCGUCCUGUCCGCUUCAAUGACGGCGUGAGCCCCCGACGAAAAUCUUGCCUUCGCCAUUCGCACACUGCAGCAUUGGCUUGCCUUCGUGUCGGCCGCAGUCGGUCGUUUGUCUCUCGUCGUUGGCCACAUUCACCGCUUCGGGCUCGCGACCCGCUGCGCCGUCCUCGCCCUCCCCGACCUCCGCGCGCCCGUCCGCCAUGGCGACGGCCAGCGAGACCGACGUCAAUGGCACAAGCAGCUGGAGUCGAACGAGUUUCUCCAAGUCGUUCAAGCGCAAGGGACGCAAGAACAAGGGCUCGGAGACGGGUUCGAUCGCCAGCAGCGGCGGGGGUGGUCCUGGUGACGCUGCAAGUCCGCAGCUCGAGCCGUCGGCGUCGCGCCGCAACAGCAACGACUCGUCGCGCAUGCUGUCCAUCAAGCUAGGCAACAAGAAGAGGAGCAAAACCGGCCUGAGCCGGACAGGAAGCGAGAGCGGCGGCUCGGAGGCGCUGUCUCGAGCGACGGCGGACGAGGCGGCUGCGAACGAAGAGGAUUCCAGCAACUACUACACGGAAGAGGACGAAGAAAGCUCCAGCAUCGCUAAGCGACCCACCCUUUCGGCACGCAACUCGCACCUUGGCCAUUUGGCAUCGUCGUCGCCUCUGAUUACGACUGAAACGCUAGAUCCCUCGCCAUUGUCUCACGUCGCCACCGCUCCGGUCUCCUCCGGUGCGAAGUCGAACUCACUCCAAGCGCCGUCCCCGAGCCAGCGACGAAGUCCUUCGCCGGUGGGGAGACUGAAAGAAGCUUUCAGCAGAAGUCGCCGGAAUUCGACCGCUCCCGCUGCUGUUCCGGAGACCGCCGCCGCAGAAGACCAAGAGCAGAAGGACAGCGAGGAAACAAUUCGACAGGAUCGGGGGCGGGCUGGAACCGGCAGUCCUGGGCCUGUGUUCUUUAAUGAGAAGGAGCUUGUACAGGAGCCUGGCGAAAAAACUCCCUCGCCAAUCAAGACUAAGACGCCUCGGCCGCUUAUCACGAAGCUGCCUUCAACUCCGCCAGGUUUUAAUGGACCGUCGACCGUGGUAACUCCGCCUACUCCGACAGACAACCCCCUCGCGCGCAACUCUUCGACGCCCAGUGCCUCUGUAGGUGUCAUAAAGGCUCCUGAGAGCGCUCACACAGCAUCGCCCCCUCCAGACUCGAACGGUGUGCGAAAGCAAGGACUGCAGCACCGUCGCGUAAAGUCAGCAGGGCAGCCGAGCAAGCUCUCGAACACCAUCACUGCCCCACUCACGCCCGCGAUUGAAGAGGUCAAGACUCCCGGCGGGACGUUGACGACGCCGAACGUGGCUGGUGGCUUUUUCUCGUCUAUGUUCUCUGCUGCCCAAAGCGCUGCCAACACGCUAACGAACACGAUCACAGCUGGUGGUGGGCAGAAGACGAAGAGCGACACUGAUCCGAAAGUAGGACGUACUGGAGGCGAAGAGGUCAUACUACCUCCAGGAAGUGAUCAAAAGCAGGACCCGCCUGCCGGUGAGCGCAAGCCGCUAGCCAUUGAGACCUUGGGAUCCGGCAAUCUUAGUCUUAGUCAUCUCGGCAUAUCAGAAAAUUCAGAUGUUAGCCCAAUGAACUCAAGCGCGGAGUUGGUGUCUAGCCUCCGCCGCGAUGAGGCAGCCGCGCGUGCCGAAGACGAGUCGGCCGCAAGAGCGGUGUCAAUGGCGUACAGCGAAAAGACGAAUGGCGACAGAACACACUCAGCAACACCCUCCGUUGUCGAGAGCACGGAGCACGCUUCCACUCCCGUCGCCGCGGAGCACGAGGGCAACAGCCUACGACGAGCAGGUAGUGUGCGCAGUCGACUCAGCGGCCGUAGACGAAGAACAAGAGGAAGUUCCGCAGCGACUGGGAAUACGAUGGCGCCUACGAUCAGUGGACCUGGAUCGAUCAUGCACAAGCUACCUGGCUUCUCCGUAGCCCCGCAAAAGCGUCAGCGCGACUUUCACAACCUCUUCCGUAGUGUACCGGAAGACGACUAUCUCAUUGAAGACUACAGUGCUGCAUUGCAGCGUGACAUCCUACUCCAGGGCCGGAUGUACAUCUCAGAGGGCCACAUUUGCUUCUCUUCCAACAUCCUAGGUUGGGUUACAAACCUAGUCAUGAGCUUCGACGAGAUCAUCUCCGUAGAGAAAAAAGCUACGGCCAUGAUUUUCCAAAACGGUAUCAUUAUCCAAACGCUCCAGGCGAAGAACACUUUCGCCAGCUUGUUGAACCGCGAUACAACGUACGACCUAAUCAUCAGCAUAUGGAGGAUCACGCACCCCAACCUGCGGAGCACGCUCAACGGGGCGCCAGUCGAGGGACCGGGAAGCGGAGAUAAGACGGAGAAGGUUGGUACACCCAUUGAGGAGGAGUCUGCGUCGGAAGAGGUCUACGAUGAAGAUGAAGAGGACGAGGACGAUGCAGAAGAAGAGGCCCACGAGAGCUUCGUGGAGCCCAACGAAGGAAGCACUGGCAUGAGCGAGGCCGGCGACACUACCAAGGCCGCCAAGCGGCUCUCCUCCAAUCCAGCAGGCACACCCGUCACAAACGGAUUAACGAAAACCGUUGACGCAGUUGAGUCCGUGCUCACCGGUGCGACAGCCACUCUCGACUUCCCCGGACCUGCAACCCACGCCCCAACUAGUUGUGGCGACAACAGCUCGCACCUGGAGAAAGUGCUUUUGGAGGACUCAAUCCCCGCGCCUCUGGGAAAAGUCUACUCGCUCAUGUUUGGCCCUGCUUCUGGCAGGUUCAUGCGCAAGUGGUUGGUUGAGGACCAGAAAUCCAUGGACUUGCAGCUGGAUGAGAAUGCACUUUUAGACAACGAGCACAAGAGCAUGACCUUUUCGUACAUCAAGCCUCUGUCCGGGUCAAUCGGUCCUAAGCAGACCAAGUGCAUCAUCAACCAGACGCUUGAGCAAUUCGACCUCAAUAAAGCCGUCACUGUGGCGUGCUCGACACAGAACCCGGACGUACCCAGCGGCAACAUCUUCGUCGUCAAAACGCGAUAUUGCUUGUCGUGGGGACCGAAUAACUCAACCAAGUUCUUGGCUACGUGCCAGAUCGAGUGGUCAGGCAAGAGCUGGCUCAAGGGUCCGAUUGAAAAAGGCGCAAACGACGGGCAAUUGGCUUACCAGAAGGACAUCGUGGCCGCCCUGAAAGCAGCCGUAGUGGCAAAGAGCACACUCAAGGCCGGUUCGAAAGGAAAGGGCAAGGGAAGCAAGCGAAAGAAAGACUCUGCCGAUAUCACAGGCGAUUCGUCGACGCCGACCACGAGCGAGAUCAUCACCAAGCCCGCCGAGCCAAACUGGGGCCUCUUCGAACCUCUUCGAGGACCACUCUCUCCAGUCGCCAGCAUGGUGCAUCCCUCUUUUGUAGUUGCCUUCCUCAUGUUCAUGGUUUUCUUCCUCUGGUGGCGUCUCAGCGUCGCGGGUACCGGCGCACAUGUCAUCGGGUUGCCGCACGCACAACGCAUAAUUGCAUACGAGGAGAUGUGGCGGCAUGAAGAGAGCGAGCUUUGGAAGUGGCUGGAGAACCGAGCAGGGCUUGACGGGUCCGUGCCUAGUUUUCUCAAUGGCGGCGAGAACAUCGAGCGUAAAAAGUGGCUUGAGAAGCAGCGGGUCAAGGAGAUGAAGCGCAACCUGGAUGGGGCCCCGGAUCUGGAGGAGAAACAAAUGAAAGAGGCAAUCCGAGUUACAAGAGAGAGACUCCAGGCUUUGGAGAAGGCUGUUCUGGAACGAGAAGAGUAUCCUGAGCAGAAACACGUCUUCUCGUGAGGGAGCAAAAAUGAUAAUGUUUAAGCCAUUUUUUUCUUUCAGUCUGGAAGAAUAUCCUAACACGGCGGUACACAGUCUUACAAGCACUCACGUUUCCUAGGCGAGCAUAUGCUCUCUCACCCUCCCUCCCUCUCUCUUUGUUGGAUACACCUUUUUGUGAAUAGACACCUAAACACACUAGGAAUCGCUUGUACUAGUACUGAAGAUAAGCGGAAUGUGAAAGUGAAAGUGUCCUACGUGGGCCUGUGGGUUCGAUUCCCUUUUCUCUUUUGUGGUUCACA